GCGAACACCGGUGCCGGGGCUUCCUUUAGAGCAGUUGGGUAGGCGAGUCCCGGGCUCCGGGAUAGGCUCCUAGAGGCGUCUACUCUGCGAACGGUCACAAAGCAGCAGGGCUUGGUGGUUGGAUUGUCUGCUCUUCCCUUUGUGCCUUGCCACUCUUGGGCUAGUCCCUAAGAUCCAGGGAUCUGCAGAAGGCACCUGAACCGCGGCGCGAGAAUGGGAAACAGUGCCCUCCGCGCCCAUGUAGAAACCGCUCAGAAAACUGGUGUCUUUCAGCUAAAGGACCGUGGACUGACCGAGUUUCCCUCAGAGUUGCAGAAGCUGACGAGCAAUCUCAGGACCAUCGACUUGUCCAGCAACAAGAUCGAGAGCCUACCGCCUAUGAUUAUAGGGAAGUUCACGCUGCUGAAGAGCCUCUCCUUGAACAACAACAAACUGACUGUUCUUCCUGAUGAAUUAUGCAAUCUGAAAAAACUAGAGACGCUAAGCUUAAACAACAAUCACUUGAGAGAGCUGCCAUCUACCUUUGGGCAACUCUCUGCCCUCAAGACCCUGAGCCUCUCUGGGAACCAACUGGGAGCCCUACCACCCCAACUUUGUAGCCUACGGCACCUGGAUGUGGUGGAUCUCUCAAAAAACCAGAUUCGGAGCAUACCCGACAUAGUGGGGGACCUGCAGAUCAUCGAACUCAAUCUCAACCAGAACCAGAUAUCUCAGAUUUCGGUAAAGAUAUCUUGCUGUCCUCGCCUGAAAGUUCUUCGCCUGGAAGAGAAUUGCCUUGAGCUCAGUAUGCUUCCACAGAGUAUCCUCAGUGAUUCCCAGAUCUGUCUGCUAGCUGUGGAAGGCAACCUCUUUGAAAUAAAGAAACUUCGAGAACUAGAAGGCUAUGAUAAGUACAUGGAGAGGUUUACUGCCACCAAGAAGAAGUUUGCAUGAUGUUCUCCAGAAGCAUGGCAACCUUACAAGACACUAACCUGGACCUAUUGCAAUCUGACUGAAUCACUCGUUCCUGUUGCUGUCAAGAGCAUCUGCAGUUAAGAUGACACCCAGGAGAUUACCUAUUUCAGACAGGAAGAGUCCUUCAUUUUGAGUCAUGGAUAGGGUAAUGGACAGUGUUGAUCUUCAAAGUCAUCAUUAGUUUGACUUUAGGAAACCAGUAGCUAGUUGCUAUUUAUAGAGGGAAUGCUGCCUGAUAGCAGAAUAGCUCCACGAUAGCUUGAAAUUUCAUGGUUUCAGCAUGUGAGCUUUCAUAAAGUCAGCUGCCAUUCCACCUCUGUUAACAUUUCAUAUUUUUAUGAAAUUUAAAUUUCUGAGAGGCUGCUAUGAUUAAUCUAAGUAUUUAUGAUUUUAUUCUAGUCCAUCCGUUCAAUGGCAGUUUUUAUUUCAAAGUUAGGAUGUAUAUAAAUGUGACUGUCUUGAUUAAAAGUGUAUGUUGUCAGAGAAGCACCAACACAACAAUAAGAAAUGUUCCCCAAGGCUGCAGUAGCAAAUUCUUAACUAUUGCAGGUGCCUUAUUGGUAGAGGGCUCAGAAGAGCUAAAACCGUAUAUGCAAAACUUGUAAGAUACAAGACUUUUUAAUAAUCAAGAUUUUCCUGAAGCUGCAUUAGAAAUAAUGUCUUCUUUCUGGUAAUAGUUUUCCUUUUUUGUAUUUAUAAUUACUAAUCAAAUUACCUAUCAAAAAACUAUGUUUAUCAAGUUUAUUCUGAGUGGGAGAACAUACUAAAUAAAGUAUUUUUAAUGAAAUCUGGCUGGAAGAAAGGUUAAUCCUUUAAAGAAGAGGAUAGGAGAAUAUUAGCAUGCAAAUGGCCUCAUUUGAAAGUAAACUGAUUAAGAAGAAAUAUCUCAUGUUCUUGUUCAGGGUAAGUAGGGAAAUAUCUUCAAAUAACUGAUAAGUUUUUUGUAGUACUGGAACCACGCCUAUUAAGAGAAACUGAAGGUACAAAGAUAGAUGAUUUCAGAUCGUAAUUGACAUUUAGAAAGCUACCAUUGUCAUCUUAUGAAGUUUUGUCUUUUCCAAAAAGCUGUUAUUUACUAUAUAUUUAUAGUUCUCUUUUUAUAAACCUAGUCUAGUCAUUAAAUCAAGAAGUCACAAGAACCUAGUAUUUAAAUGAGGAAGAUUUUCUUUCACAUUCUAUCUGGGUUAGGUGUUCUUUUUUCUGUGUUUAUCAUUUUGGGGUAGUUUCUCAAACCAAGAUACCAGUUUAUCAUUAUCAGUUGUUUUUUAAUAAACUUGUUAAAUGUUUAAUUUUAUUGAACUACUGAAAAUGAACAUUCCAUAAUUUACCAUCUAAUAAAUCAGAACUUACAAAUAUAUAAUUUAAAUGUCCUAGCCAUUUAAUUAUCGAUGUUUAAAAAAUUCCCAGCCCCAUGAGAAUCAGUAAAUGCUACCUUUCAUACCUUGGUCGGUCCAAGCCUCACUGCACUUUAAUUUGCCUGCUCAGUCAUACCAUAUUCUGCUCUUUAGACCCACAGUGCCUCUUUCUAACUGCCUUUACCUGUGAUACAUGGUUGAGCCUGUGAUACAUGUUUGAGCCAUUUCUGCAUGAAUUCACUCUUUCCCCUCUCUCUCUAGUCUCUCUAUACAUACAUAUUCUCUACAUAUGUUUUUAUGUCUAGUUUGGGAGACAGGAUAUGUUGUUUUUCAUCAAAUUCACAAAUGGGUCCUUAACUCAAGAGUGCUACUCUCAAGAGAAAAGCUGCUACUCUCAAGAGAAA
Molecule: messenger RNA, 2713 nt
Organism: Condylura cristata (star-nosed mole)
Lineage: Eukaryota; Metazoa; Chordata; Mammalia; Eulipotyphla; Talpidae
Gene: LRRC57
Product: leucine rich repeat containing 57
Exons: 6
Coding region: 214-933 (239 amino acids)
Molecular function (GO): protein binding
Source: RefSeq, a predicted model, not a curated record